GCGAUCUCCAAGCCAAGUGCGCAUGUCGGCGAUUGUGACCGAGUACCUGGCCGAGUUUGACGCGUUGGCCGAGGCCAUCGACGGCGCGCUGCUGGCGGCGUCUGUAGAGCGCCGAGGCCGAGAUGCGGCGACAGCCGCGAUGGUGACCGAAGCCAGCGAGCUGGUAGACCCGGCUGCAGCCAUGCGCAACGUGGUGCGUCUUGAGCCUACUAACACCAUGCGCGUAGAUGCAACAAACUCAGCUGCAUUUGCGCAGCCUGAAUGUGGCUGCGCGGCGGCCGUUUGCCGACAAGAUCCUGCGCAACGCGGCGCGCCUCGCCGCUUGGUCCGAGCCGCCGCAGGAUGACAGGAGCGAGCUCGUUGGCGACGCUGCGAUGCGCCGUCGUAUGCAAGGCGCAACGCAGACGUUGCGGCGCACGGGCGACCUCAUUGCAGCGGCGCAGAGCAGCGUGCUUGAGGCCGAGGCCACAGGUAGACCAUAUCCUCGGUUGUUCGUUGUACGACGCUUGGCGAUGAUGCGCUUCGCAGGCCAUGCGAUCCAAGCCGAGCUCAGCCGGAACCGCGAAACACUCGAGCAUACGCAGGCCAAGGUCUCGGCAGUCAAUGCGAUGGCGCAGGCCAGCGACGCGCUCCUCACACGCAUGACGUCGCGCUGGUCGUUUUGGCGAACAUGAACGUUGAUAUUGCCCUUUUAUAUUUCCUGUGUUGAA
Saprolegnia diclina VS20 is the source of this 710-nucleotide messenger RNA. RefSeq lists its product as hypothetical. NCBI's taxonomy places the organism in Eukaryota, Oomycota, Saprolegniomycetes, Saprolegniales, Saprolegniaceae. The record is from RefSeq and is a predicted model, not a curated record. The transcript has 3 exons. Bases 228 to 674 code for a protein of 148 amino acids.